CACACCCCUGCGGCCAGAUCAACGCGUCGCGCAGUAUUUAAGAGGCCUGUGAACCAUCCGCAGCCACCAGUUCGGACGUUGUGAGCAGCCAAGGAACUCCUCAUCAUGAAAAUGUUUAUGCUCGCCUGUCUGGUGGCUGUGGCCGCUGCUGCGCCACAGCAGGUCUUUGACGAGUUCGGCAACGUGGUGGUGGAGCAGCACAGUCUGCCCAAGAUCCGGCUGAUUUCACAGCGGUUUGUACAGGACGGUCGGGGCAACUACGAGUACGGAUACGAACAAGACAACGGACAGAAGGUGGAGGAGGUGGGCCGCAGCUUCCCGGGACCCGAGCCGGGGACGGGUAGCAUCAGCAAGGACGGCAGCUUUGAAUUUAUUUCGCCCGGGGGUCUGAAGUUCCGUGUCGACUACCAGGCCGAUGAGGGCGGCUUCAAGCCGUCGGGCGCCCACCUGCCCGUGGCGCCGACGCAGCUCCCGGAGUACGCCCAGCUGCGGGCCCAGCACCCGGAGCUCUUCAUCUCAUCCCCGUAGAGGCCCUGGCAUCGUAAAGGCUUACGCGACGCCGGCAUCGAGACCAGUCACCAACACCCGCGUCGUCAGUGCUUCGUGUUGUGUCUCGCAUGCUACCCAAGCUCUCCCUAAUGACUGCGGAAACAUGUCUGUGAAUGUCUCCUGUUCCGUCACGAGUCGAGAUGUGCGCCGAAGGCGGACAUCGCACCAUGUGUGAUAGAAAUGGGUUCAAGUCCUGGGAACUCAAGUCGAAGUGCAGCUAUAAUAAAUUGAUUGUGCUUCCUUUACGUCAAGACACAAUGAUCUAUAAUGUCGUGAUAGAAAAGGCUGCUAAGCAUUGUCGGAGGAUGGGAGUCAUUUGUAACGUGGUUCCAUCGUCAGUCGCCGUCAUCGCAGUGUCGCAGACAAGAUAUUUAAAUGUCGUGUAAGGGUCUCCUUUGACAAGCGUCGUAUUGGUGAUGAGCCAAGCGUCCGGCAAGCCGUGGCGAAGCCAGAGGACCUUGCAGGAUGCAUUCUGCUACUCCGUAAAAGAACGGGAACGAUAAUAGCUUUUCCGUCCUAGUCUUCAAUUUUAUGGUUGUGAUCACCUGGCCCAGAUAAUCUGGGCCGGCCGGCGCUAUUAUUCUGUCUCGUUAUCGACUGACGCAGAUCGCCUGUAUCUGGCAUGAUAACAAUUGCUAUUUCUAAGUUCGCAACGCUCUAUUUUCUGUAAAACCAGGCCACAAAAACUAAAAAUCCACCAUUCAGGUGAGAAAUUCUAAAAGCUUAAGCGAAAAGCGAAAAGCUUUAAACCAUAAUGACGUCUUCAGAAUGACGGCAGGAAAAGACGGUGGAUGGGUUGUUUUAUUAGGACAAUGCAUUCCGAUAAAUUAUGAAGUGUGUGAAAGCCACAAUCUUGUUACCCAAUAUAACGCAUCAAAUAAACCAUAACUUUUCGCACCUGGUAACAAUUAAAAACGAACGUUUGUGAAACUCACCUUCAUAUGACUCAAUAACAUGCAUUAAAUAAAAUACAUUUUUUCACAAAGUAACACUGAAGAACGAUAUUACAGCGCCUUGGGACGGGGAAAUUUGACCGUCGGAUUUUCUUUCUCUGCGUCCAGCCCAGUCCGUUUUGUUAUGUCUUCUUCUUUUGACUCAGCUGUAGCGGUGCAAGGAGAAUGUCGUGUGAGGGGAGACGGAGGAACAGCAGGUCAGCAAAAACAAACGAUAGGUGGAUCGCAAAUUGUCAUAUCGCUGGGCUCUAAUGCUCUGGACACUGCCUGCGCAUCAGACGAGAGAUAGCUACCAACUAGCAUCACAGCAAGUGGAGGCCAAAACAUGUUGGCUUGCUGUGCAUGGAAGUGGACGUAGGCUUUCAACUCAAAGAU
Messenger RNA from Pollicipes pollicipes, 1877 nucleotides. RefSeq names its product endocuticle structural glycoprotein SgAbd-4. Lineage: Eukaryota; Metazoa; Arthropoda; Thecostraca; Pollicipedomorpha; Pollicipedidae. Gene Ontology annotation, molecular function: structural constituent of chitin-based larval cuticle. The record is from RefSeq and is a predicted model, not a curated record. The transcript has 3 exons. Gene Ontology annotation, cellular component: chitin-based extracellular matrix. The coding region runs from base 106 to 528 and encodes 140 amino acids.